Purpureocillium takamizusanense is the source of this 572-nucleotide messenger RNA. RefSeq lists its product as uncharacterized. Gene Ontology annotation, biological process: mitochondrial respiratory chain complex IV assembly. Lineage: Eukaryota; Fungi; Ascomycota; Sordariomycetes; Hypocreales; Ophiocordycipitaceae. Gene Ontology annotation, cellular component: mitochondrial matrix. The transcript is spliced from 2 exons. The record is from RefSeq and is a predicted model, not a curated record. Bases 119 to 472 code for a protein of 117 amino acids.
AGCACAACCACCACCCCGCCAGCGCCGGCGCAGCAAUCAUCGCAGCGGCGGGAACAUGCUUGUAACAUUAUAACACUCUUGAUCCCUUGUGCCGAAUACGCGAGAGCGACGAGGGAUCAUGCCGCCACACCUCCACCCCAGGUCGCGAAUGACCUCCUCCCUCUUCGCAACGACCGUCGUCGCCAGCUUCUUUGUCGUCGCGCUCCCGCACAUCCUGCCCUGUCCCGUGCCCCGGACCAAGUUUGCCGACGGGGAGGUCAUGGUCGACGAGAAUGGACGGAGGAGGAGGUGGAGGAGGAGGGAUUCCGCGGAAAGCAAGGAUGGACUUGUACAGUUCAAUCAGCCAGCGGACGACGAUAUAUAUACCAGCGUGGAGCGGACGACGAGAGAGUGCCCCGUGCCGAAGCCGGGAGGUAUGUUGGGCGAAUGGCUUGGCUUUCACAAGAGCGACGGCGGGACGGGGAAGCGAUGACAAUAACGAAGAGGGCAAACAAUAUAAAAAAAAGAGUAAACACAUGAAUCAGAGUCCACAGGACAUGUAUAACCAGUGUUCGAAUAAACAUACUUCACAC